Oryzias melastigma (Indian medaka) is the source of this 4107-nucleotide messenger RNA. It is a transcript of the gene ano10b, whose product is annotated as anoctamin 10b. NCBI's taxonomy places the organism in Eukaryota, Metazoa, Chordata, Actinopteri, Beloniformes, Adrianichthyidae. The record is from RefSeq and is a predicted model, not a curated record. The coding region runs from base 619 to 2706 and encodes 695 amino acids. The transcript is spliced from 17 exons. Gene Ontology annotation, biological process: chloride transmembrane transport. Gene Ontology annotation, cellular component: plasma membrane. Gene Ontology annotation, molecular function: chloride channel activity.
AGGACAAUGUUCUUAUUUUUAACUGAUCAGAAAAAGUAUAAUACAUGCGGUACUUUUAGUAAUUUUCUUUAAACACAACUACUUCUGGAUUUUUUUAUUUAAGGAGGAAAGUGUCAGUGUUUAUGAAACUAUUAUCAAAAUACAUUUCGUAUUUUCACGCUACGAGAUUCAGACAAACAGGAAGUUGUCGCGGAAGAGGAAGCUCCUGCUUGAUUUUCAAAAUAAGACGCCAGAUGCCGAUUGCAACCGUCAUUACAACAGUGGUUUGGACACACUGCAGCAGCUUCCUGAGCGUUGAAGCUGAAGCUGCGUUUGCUCUGAAGUGCAGACUCACUCACACAGUGGUGCAGUAGGACCCGGAGCUGCAGCGGCAGCAGUGUAACAGGGAGGUGGCUGCAGGGAGGAGCUUCAAUAUAAGCCAAACAAGCCUCCACACCCUGCAGCCUCUGGGAAGUUCCUCUGCAUUCCUUGAAUGCACACACACUCACACACACAUAGUUCUGUCCCGAUAGAGGGAAGGCUGGGAGGGCCCGCACAGCAGGGUUGGCCAGCUUUGGAGGGAGCCUGACCGCUAACUGGAGACCAGAACUUCAUCAUCAGAACCCUGCCAGUCUCAUCAUGAUGAAGGCAGAGGAUGAUGAAGGUGGAGCUGGUGGCCGGUUGGGGUUUUUAAAGCAGCAGGACAGUGAUGGAAAACCUCUGAACAAACUGAGCUCCACCCCGGUUAAAGCAGACUGGACCAAAGCCAGCUGCCCCUGCUGCGAGUCCCAGCAGGUGGAGCCGCUGGUCCUGGUGAAGCUGGGGGACAAGGUCGGCCCGGAGACGAAGCGCUGGCUCAUCAGACUGAUAGGAGCUGCGCAAAAAGAUGGAGGUGCUGCAUUAUUGGCCCAUCCAGGCGAAGACGCACGAGGCAGCAUCAUUGUGGUGUCAGCGCCUCGUUGCACGUUACUGCGAGCCACGGAGGAGUUGGGCCUUUGUAAGGUUUACCACACCGGAGAGAUGGAGGCCUUCUCCUACAACGACAGAGACAACUUCAGAAAUUCAAACGACAUGGAGGCGUUUCUGACUCUGGCAGAGCGGGAGUACAUCGUGAAGUAUGAGCUUGAAGGGCUGCGAGCGCAGAAGGACCUGAGGAUCCCGGGUCUUCCUGAUAAAUACACGCUGCAGAAUCGGGACAACAUCUGGCAGAAGCUGUGCUCCGCCGGUGUGGUUGUAGACAUGUUUCCUCUCCACAACUCGGAAAAACUAAAGCAGCUGAAGCAAGCCUGGUACCUGGGGAACCAUCUCUCCCAGCCACUUGACUCUGUGAACGAGUAUUUUGGGAGCUCUGUGGCUUUCUACUUCAGCUUCCUCGAUUUCUACACUUGGUCUCUGCUCCCACCAGCAGUCUUGGGGUUGUCCAUCGCAUACUACUCAGGUGAGGUCCAGAAGGAGAUGGGGGAUUCGGUCUCCAAGUCUCCGUUGCCGGACAUCCAGGAUGACUCGGGCCUGGUGGUCAGCGGUCACAUGAUCCAGGCAGUGUUCAGCAUGCUCUGGUCCACGGUGGUGAUGGAGCUUUGGAAGCGCCGCAGCGCCACUCUGUCGUACCGCUGGGGGACCCUGCAGCUGGCUGAGCGCUUUGCAGAGCCCCGCCCCAGUUUCCACGGCAACCUGGGAGUCAACCCGGUGACGGGCCGCGUGGAGCCGCUCUUCUCCGAGUGGCAGAGAGACCUGCGAAUGCUGCUGGUGUCUGUCCCAGUGGUGGGGAUGUUUCUGGGGCUGGUGGUUCUAGGGAUGAUGUGUUUUUACUUUGGGGAAGCUCAAGUUAAGCAACUGCACAAAGACUGGGACUCCUACCUGUCCCAGACUUUGCUCUACAUCCCCUCAGUGCUCCACAUCGUCUACACAAACAUGCUGGGGAACGUUUACAGGACAGUGGCGCAGUCCCUCACCGAAUUUGAGAACCACAGGGAGGAGUCAGCCUACGAAAACCACCUGACAGCUAAAGUCCUGGUGUUUACCUUCUUCAACAACUUUGCAGUGCUCUUCCACAUCGCCUUCUACAAGCAGGACGUGCCUCUUCUCCGAAAGCGUCUGGCGUCUCUGCUGAUCGUGACCCAGCUGGUGAAUCAGGUAACAGAAGUGGUUAUACCUUUCCUGGUGGACAGAUUCAUUAGCGCCCCCCGGAGGAAUGAGAAAGAAGAUGACCCGCAGGAGGACAAAUUCAGAAACCAAAGAGCUUUGCCUCCGUUUCCUGGCCUGUUUGCAGAAUACAUUGAGCUCCUGGUGCAGUUUGGGUAUUUGAGCCUUUUCUCCUGCGUGUUUCCUCUGACUGCCGUCCUGCUUCUCCUCAACAACAUGACAGAGAUCCGAUCAGACGCUUAUAAGAUUUGCAAACUCUUCCGGAAACCUUUCUACGCCCCUGUGGCUGGCAUGGGCGUGUGGCAGAUUGCCUUUGAGGUCUUGAGUUUUGUCUCGGUCGUGUCCAACUGCUGGCUGCUGCUGCUGUCGCCACACAUCCAGGUGUGGGGGCAGGAGAACGGGCUGAGCGGCGGCAACCUUCUCUUGGUGGCCGUCAUAAUUGAGCACGUUCUGUUCUUGGUGAAGUUCAUCAUCGCGGUGGUGAUUCCAGAUGAACCCUACUGGAUCCGCAAGAAGAGGGAGCAUAUAGAAUAUGCCUCCAUGCAGGCCCUCAGACAGAUGACACUUGAAGUUCGAGAGUCCUAAGUUUGUUCCAAGAGGUCUCAUAACAUCCCACAAUUUUCUUGAUAGGAAAGACUUCUGCAGGUCUGAUUGGAGCUUGAGGUUUCAAGAACCCCCAAAGCCUAUAAUGUGGCUUGAUGUGCUUUUAUUGAGGUCUUAUUUCUUUAGUGAAACAGUUUUAACGUUCAUAUUUCAGCUGCAUCAGCUCCAAGUAGGUUAAACUGCCAUCUAGUGUUUGGUUGUGGGAUUACAUCCAUCUUCUAUUCCCAGAGGACACAGCCAGGAUUUGAACCAACAACUUCUAGCCUCCAAACCUUUUUAGCAUAAAAUCUUCAUCUUUACUAGUAAUGCUGAAAGUAUCUUUAGUUAAUUAACUCAUUAAUUGAGAUUUUCUUCAUUUGUUUUCAGUAUUUAUAUUACAAAAAUAGUAGUCAUUAGUGAGGGACUUUUUUUUACCUCUCAAACAUGCCCAGAAUAGUUUGUUACAGUUAAAAGCUUAAUCAAAAGUGAUGUCAGCUCUGUCAAAAUGUGACCAAGUAUUUCAGAAAACAUUGUGCUGAUUAGAACUUUUCUAUCAAAACUUACAACAGAAAUAAAAAAAAAUCUGGUUAAUUUAAGCAGCAGCGGUGCCAAUACAUAAAGAAUAUUUAUGGAACAUCUGAAAAAGCUGGCAUCAAAUUUAUUUAGCAUUUUUGAUGCAAAAAAGCUGCUAAAUUUAGAAGCUGAAUUUGUGUGGCACAAAUAUAAACUGAAUUCAGUUCCUCGUCAGCAUUUGUGACACUUGUUCAGGGGUCAAAGAGAGUCAUAUGUGAUCCGUUGACCCUUCAAUGUUUAUUUUCUUUGAUUUACUAUAACUUUUCAACCAUUAACACGAUCAACGUCAUUCCAGUAGAUUUGAAGAAGAAAAGCGGCUCCGCUUUUCUCCUUCAAAAUCUACUGGAAUGACGUUGAUCGUGUAAACGGUUGAAACCUUACGGAAUAAAUUACAUUGAUAAUCCAUACUGAUGAUUUAAAAAUUAUCUUGUAAUUUUGGUUUUCCCCUUUAGGUGCAGAAAGUUAUUUUGCAUUCACGUUGUGUUGGAAAAAUUAUCGUUUUUUUUCUCACAUAAUAUUUUCAAGUCAUUUUAUCAAUCAUUCCAACACAACAAACAGCGUUCUUCUAAGUUUGUGUUUUUCCCUGAAAUACAUCAACCAAUUGGUGCAACUGGCCCUAAAAUAGGAACAAAAACCACAGUUUUAAAAUAAAAAUUUGGAGAUUAGCUAUUAUUUUAACAACAUACUUACAUUGUUGGCUGAUUUGUUAACUACUGGGGUUUUUAUGCUAAUUUAGAGUUUAGCUUCUAUUUUUGUCUAAUUUAGUUUACUGAGGGAUUUUAUACUUUGGGGUUUAGCUAAUAAUUUAGCAACAUGCUGAUGUUUUCAGCU